AUGCGGCGCGAGGGACGGCAGCGAGGGUGGGUGCGUGUGUACGACCGCGCCGUGGUGGACCCGGAGGGCAAGCGCCGCGCCGUGCACGUCGUGGACGGCCCGGUGGUGGCCAACGGCGGCUUCAUCCGGGCGCCGCGGAAGCCGACCAACCAGUCCAAGUCUGGCGGCCUCCGCGCCCUUCCCCGAGACGCACUCGUUCAAGACGAGGAGCCGCAACUCCAUCCGCCACUGGGCGACCGGCAUUCUGGGUACUACUACACAACGACGUGCCAGUCACCGUUCAGAUUCGAGGCCGCGCCGUAUGGAUGGAGGUACGACGCCUUCGCACCCGAGGAAGUGCAAGCUCCUCGCCCGCCGCCGGCAGCGGCGCGUUCUGGGGGGAGAUCGGCGUGCAAGGGGAGCCGCAAGUUCAAGCACAGCGAGAUCAAGAUGUACUACGUGGACGCGGCCGAUGACGUCGAUGGGCGCCUCGAUUAUCUCUAUGACUUUGAUUCAUGA
Molecule: messenger RNA, 498 nt
Organism: Triticum turgidum subsp. durum (durum wheat)
Lineage: Eukaryota; Viridiplantae; Streptophyta; Magnoliopsida; Poales; Poaceae
Source: the annotation of a GenBank genome assembly